Messenger RNA from Closterium sp. NIES-67, 940 nucleotides. Lineage: Eukaryota; Viridiplantae; Streptophyta; Zygnematophyceae; Desmidiales; Closteriaceae. The record is from the annotation of a GenBank genome assembly.
CCAAGGCCGCCAAGGACCUCACAGCAGCGCUGCUGGUGCACCGAAGAGCUGUCUUCUGGUUCAACGUGCUCUCGGCAGUUUCUGCAGCUGAGGCAGCGUCGUACGUCCGGUUGUGGGGGCUGUGGCAGCGCGGUGUGCCGAUGUGUUGGAGGCAGCAGUGGGGGUGAAGGAGAAGGCUGAGGCGGAUGGGCCUGACACGCUCUCCGCCCUGCUUGCUGCACCCAAGCACGUGACUAUUUUGCAGCCAUCACCCAGACCUAUGGUGUGCUUGUAGUCAUCGCUGCCUGCGCCCAGCUGCACCGACCCUGGCUUGCGGUCAGGCUCGGCACAGGCUCGGCAGGACCGCCAGCAGGUUCGGGUGAACCUGGGAGCAUGGCAGGGGGAGGUUCGGGGGAGGAGGUGCAAGGGGGAGGGGAUGGGGAGGGGGAUAUACUGUGGGCACACUUGCUUAGGGGGCAGGCUGCAUGGCAGAAUGGAGGUUUGGAAACGGUGGCCAGUGAGGUGCUGCCACGUGUCAUGCUGCCGUUGUCAUGGUCUGACGUGGAGAAGGUGCUGGAAGGUGCUGAACUGGCAGCGGUGCAGCGGGCUGCUGAGCUGGCGCUGGAAGGCCGGCAGAAGCACAUGGGGCUGGUGGGCGGGUCGGGGACUCUCCUUUGUGCACUCACUCGGCUCCCCAUUUUUGCAUUCACUUCGGUGGCAGCAGUGGAGUGGUACGGCCAGCGCUAUUUGCUCCCAGUGGCCAAUUUCUGGGCGAGCCACAUCUCAAAUGCGAGCCCCUUGAUGCUUGUUGCUAGCUGAAACCAACUCCAAAGCAAUGGGACUAAAACCAAGCUCUAACUUGAUGCAUUAUUCUAUGCACUGAUUUCAACUACUCUCGCUUUAUAAGAAAUCUCACUAGCUGUGAUAUUUGACUUGUUGGCGAAUUCUUGAAAGAAGAGGA